Fraxinus pennsylvanica is the source of this 2223-nucleotide messenger RNA. Lineage: Eukaryota; Viridiplantae; Streptophyta; Magnoliopsida; Lamiales; Oleaceae. The record is from the annotation of a GenBank genome assembly.
AUGCAGAAUCUGUCCAAGAAUACUUCUUUGAGACUGACAUCUCAGAAGUCUCUUCGUCAUCUGGGAUUAUGUUCUCAAAUAGCAACUGGACAGCAAACAUCCCCAGUUGUCUUUCCAGAAAAACGUAGUAGAGGGAAGACUGUAACACGUGGUGAAAUCACUAUCAACAAUGAUGAUUGUAACAAAGCCAGAAGGGAGGAACAAAAGAUUGACAUUGGGGAUGAGCAGUCUAAUUUACUAGGAUAUGAAGUGUUUUCUGGGAAACUGGCUUUGGACAAAAGGAAAUCUAAUAAGAAUGCUGAAGUACCAGUUUCAACAGAGAUUGCAAGCCAGGAUGCAGUUGAUGCUAAAUUGACAAGCAAGGCACUAGUCUGUGGUUCUCAGCUGUUGCGCCUAGAAGAUGUGAUUUCGGUAUCAUACUGUGUUGGUCUAAGACAUUUUACUGUGCAUGCUUAUCCCUUUAGAAAAGGUUUUAUCAAAAGCGGGAGAAGUCGGAAAGACUACCGCUUCUUAGCUUCUACCUCAGAAUAUGCACUUCAGUGGGUUAAUUCAUUUGCAGAUCAGCAGUGCUAUGUGAAUUGCCUACCUCAUCCUAUGGCUUCUAAGAAGCAGGGUUCAGAUUUGAUUUUCAAUGAAUUUCCUCCCGAAUCUUCUAUAAGAUGCAAGAGUCCACCAAAAAUGCUUGUAAUUUUAAAUCCUCGGUCUGGACGUGGACGUUCAACUAAAGUUUUUCAUGGCAUGGCUGAACCCAUAUUCAAACUUGCUGGGUUUGAGUUAGAGGUAGUCAAAACAACUUCUGCUGGUCAUGCCAGAAAACUCGCAGCCAGUGUUGAUUUCACUACAUGUCCCAAUGGUAUUAUAUGUGUUGGAGGUGAUGGAAUCGUAAAUGAGGUUUUGAAUGGUUUACUCAGCAGAGACAACCAAAAAGAAGCAAUUUCAAUUCCAAUUGGAAUUAUACCCGCAGGUUCUGAUAAUUCUUUAGUGUGGACUGUUCUUGGGCUCAGAGAUCCGGUUUCUGCAGCAAUUUCCAUAGUUAAGGGAGGUCUUACUGCCACUGAUGUAUUUGCGACGGAGUGGAUUAACACUGGGGCUAUUCACUUCGGGACGACGGUUACAUACUUCGGAUUUAUUAGUGAUGUUUUGGAGCAAUCUGAGAAAUAUCAAAAACGUUUUGGUCCUCUACGUUAUUUUGUUGCCGGUUUUCUCAAAUUCUUGUGCUUGCCGAAGUACAGUUACGAAGUGGAAUAUCUUCCUGUGGAAAGAGAAGCUGGGGAGGGUAAAAUUUUGUCUGACCACGAAAUUAUUGACAUGUCAGAGCUUUACACUGACAUUAUGAGAAGAUCCAGCAAGGAAGGCCUUCCUCGUGCCUCUAGCCUAUCAAGUAUUGAUUCAAUAAUGACACCCAGUCGCAUAUCUGGAGCGGAAUUAGAUACUACCUGUAGCAGCAUUGAACCUUCAGAAUAUGUUCGUGCCAUAGAUCAGAAAUCAAAACGGCUGUCUUCUGGAAGAAGCAAUUUGAGCGCUGCUGAACCAGAAGUUAUCCAUCCUCAUUUACCACAGUCAGGUACUCCAAACUGGCCAAGGACUAGGUCCAAGUCAAGAACAGAUAAAGGAUGGACUGGACUGACUGUUACAAAUGAUUCCACUAGGUCUGCCUUGGGAAAUACAACUACAAAUGAUAAAGAAGAUAUUUCAUCAACAAUGUCAGAUCCAAGUCCCAUAUGGGAUCCUGAGCCAAGAUGGGAUACUGAGCCUAACUGGGCUGUGGAAAAUCCAAUUGAAUUGCCACUGCCACUAGAGGACCCUGAAGAUGGUGACCAAAAUGAAAUGGUCCCAAAAUCUGAAGAUAAUUGGGUGGUCAGAAAAGGUCAAUUUCUUUGUGUCCUAGUAUGCAAUCACUCGUGUAAGACCGUUCAAAGUUUGAGUUCUCAGGUGGUUGCCCCAAAGGCGGAGCAUGACGACAACUCCUUGGAUUUGUUAUUGGUUCAUGGAAGUGGUCGUCUGAGGCUGUUGAGAUUCUUCUUGCGACUGCAAAUAGGGCGACACCUUUCACUUCCAUAUGUUGAAUAUGUUAAGGUAAAAGCAGUGAAGAUUAAGCCUGGAAAACACACGCACAAUGGCUGUGGCAUUGAUGGUGAACUAUUUCCUGUAAAUGGGCAAGUGAUAUGUUCAUUGCUUCCAGAACAGUGCAGGCUUAUAGGCCGAUCCCCCUGUUCUAACUAG